This is a messenger RNA of Rhagoletis pomonella (apple maggot), 1652 nucleotides long. RefSeq names its product POC1 centriolar protein homolog. Gene Ontology annotation, molecular function: protein binding. The record is from RefSeq and is a predicted model, not a curated record. The transcript is spliced from 4 exons. The coding region runs from base 199 to 1539 and encodes 446 amino acids. Lineage: Eukaryota; Metazoa; Arthropoda; Insecta; Diptera; Tephritidae.
AGCUAGAAAUUGCACCACAUUUUUUUGCUCGUACUGUCUGCAUAUCUACUCGUUAUAACUUUUGUUUUGACAACGAGAGCUGUUGAAUUUUUAAAAAUUGCCGUCCGAAAGAAAUAAGCUGCAUUUUCGCCUUUUCCAGAAUUAUUUCACUACUGCUGAAAGUUUAAAGGGAAUUUCGCCUGUAUACAAGCUAUCAAUAUGUUAGACGAAGAAUUAUUUGCGGAACCUUGUUUGGAGCGCCAUUUCGCCGGGCAUUGCUCUGGUAUUACGCAGGUGCGCUUUAGUCCGUGUGGCCAACGUUUGGCUACCAGUUCCUUAGAUAUUUCCGUGAUUUUGUGGGAUCUAAAGCAAGCUGCGCGUUGUAUCCGUUUUAGUGCGCAUUCAGGAGCUGUGGAUAGCGUAAGCUGGUCACCAAAAUCAAAUUUAGUGGCGUCGGCGAGUAAAGAUCGCACUGUGAAGAUUUGGGAACCGAAAAUACGCGGUGUUUCUGGUGAAUUUUUGGCACAUAGCAAGGCGGUUCGAAGUGUAGAUUUUGAUCCCAGCGGAACGAUGCUAAUUACAGCAUCAGACGACAAAACGCUAAAACUCUGGAAAGUCGCCCAACGUAAAUUCCUAACAUCUUUCACUGGACAUACAAAUUGGGUGCGUGCAGCAAAAUUCAGCCCUAAUGGCCAGUUAAUUGCAUCGUGCGGCGACGACAAGUCGUUAAGGAUUUUCGAUACAUCUUCAGGCGAAUGUGUGCGAACCUUCACCGAGGAAAGAGGUAUGGGACGACAGCUGGCAUGGCAUCCAGACGGUAAUCUGGUGGCUUUAGCAUUAAGUUGUAACCGCGUUAAGAUAUUUGACAUAGCCGAAGGCGAGCUAAUACAAUUGUAUCAAGUACAUUCGGCGCCGGUGAAUGAUGUUGCAUUUCACCCAAGUGGAAAUUUCUUGUUGACUGGCGGCGAUGACGAUACAAUAAGAUUGCUCGAUUUAUUAGAAGGUCGACCAAUUUAUACACUAACUGGCCAUACUGACAAAGUUUGCGCCGUCGCUUUCUCUCCAGAUGGUAGACAUUUUGCUUCCGCGGGCGAGGAUCGACAGUUGCUCGUUUGGAAAUCUAAUUUGCAUACAUUUGAUGCCAAUAGCUUUCGCAACAAACAAGCCAGUUCUCAAAGAGUUCAAAUAGAUUUUAGUCAUGCAACAGCUCCACAUAACUCCGCCAUAGACACACCAGCUGCUGGGGCACCAAAAGGCUGUGAUGACAGUAUUUUAAUUGAUCCACGACAAUCGGUGGCAUAUGGAAUGCGUGAUGAAAAUUUCCAGGUGCUUGAUAGCCAAUAUACUACAAGAGAGCCAUCUCCAAGCAGCUUCACCACACCACACCGUCAACAACACGAGUCGUUAGAUAAAAUAGAAACAAACGCUUUUGCUGAUAGCAUCAGUAACAAAAGCAACAGCAGUACCUCGUUUCUACACAUGCCAAACAAAAAUUUUUUUCGCUUAACUGCUUGGAAUGCUGCUGAUGCUAUUGCCUCUUUGUCGGACUUAGAAAAAUGAAGAAUAAAACCAUUUGUGUUAAAGAAUGGAAUUUAUACCGAUAUCUUCAUUUAUUUAUACCAUAUUUAUUCAUUUGUUGCUGUGUCCGAAAUCUCUAUUUGACACACAUUUUU